Molecule: messenger RNA, 2246 nt
Organism: Aedes albopictus (Asian tiger mosquito)
Lineage: Eukaryota; Metazoa; Arthropoda; Insecta; Diptera; Culicidae
Gene: Rrp1
Product: DNA-(apurinic or apyrimidinic site) endonuclease
Exons: 6
Coding region: 262-2070 (602 amino acids)
Biological process (GO): base-excision repair
Cellular component (GO): nucleus
Molecular function (GO): endonuclease activity; DNA binding; phosphoric diester hydrolase activity
Source: RefSeq, a predicted model, not a curated record
AUUUUUUGCUUUUUCGUUUUGAACGCGCCUUUUUCUCUCAACCGGCAUCUGGCAGGCCAGGCGACGGACGACGACGACGACGACAAGGAAGGAAAAAGAAUCCCCUCAUCAUCAUCAAGCCGCCGCCGAAAAUCACAGCAGCCGAAUCGCAAAACUCGCGUGUGUUUUUUGACGAAUUUUGAAGUUGAAAAGUGAAGUGCGGUGAAGUUUGAUUGUGGAAUUACAAUUUCCUGCUGUCGAAAAUCCAAGGGAAUCAUUCAAAUGGCAACAAAAGCUAAACGAGGGCGUACAGCGAAAAAUGUGACGGAACCGGAAGCGGAAUCUGUGGAACAAGAGGUGGUAGUCAAGAACGGUGAUGCCAAAAAGAAGCCAACCGCGAAGGGAGCAAAAGCUGCCGGUAAAGCAAAAGCAGUUGCCGAGCCCGAAGUAGAGCAGGUUCCAGAGGAGAAAAAGAAGGGCCGAAAGGGUAAGGCGGCGGCUGCAGUUGAACCAGAACCGGUGGCAGCGGAAGAACCCGUCAAGGGUCGUAAGGGUCGUAAACCUGCCGCGGCCAAGGAGGAGGCGCCAGUCGUAGUUGAUGAACUACCGGCGAAAAAAGGAAGAGGCAAGAAGACCGCCGAAGCAGAAGCUCCGGUAUCGAAUGGCAGUUCUCCCGCCAAAGUAGCGGCAUCCAAAGGAAAGGGUAAGGCUGCCAAAGCAGCAAAGGAGGAAGAAGUAGUCGAACCAGAACCAGCAGCCCCGGCCAAGCGAGGGCGAGGCAAGGCGAAAGCGGAUACCAAAGAUGAAGAACCAGCAGCAUCACCAGCGAAGAAGUCGAAGCAGGCAGCCAAAGAACCAUCGCCGAAAAAGGCAAGCCCCAAAAAAGCUGCCGUAGUGGAAGCAGUGAGUGAAGAAGCGAACGGAGAUCUUGCCCCGGCUAAAGCAGGAGGACGUGGUCGCAAAAAAGCCGCCGAAGAAAAACCAUCUGCAUCGCCAACUAAAUCCCCCAAGGCACCUGCCGCCAAACGAGGACGCGGAAAAAAGGCUGCUGCCACCGAGCAAGAGGCCAACGGGGAAGCUCCAGCUGCGGCCGCUGCGAAGAAACCGGCAAAAGAACCGAAAAAGCGGACGGCUGCUACGGCAGUGGAAACGGCGACAACCGAUGAAGUCGAAAAACCAUUGGAUGGAGUUACCCAACGUAAAAAGGCUAAAACGGAACCGGCGAAGAAGCCAAAAGCCGAAAAGAAACCUGCCGCUCCCAAAGUUAACAAAUCGGCCACCGACUACGCUUCCGUGAGCUUCGACAUCCCCGGUGGCAAGGAGUUCAAUUUCAAAAUUUCCAGCUGGAACGUGGCCGGCUUGCGCAGUUGGGUCAGUAAGGGGGGUCUGGACUUUUUCGAGCAUGAAAAACCGGACAUUUUAUGCGUUCAGGAAACCAAGUGCAUGGAAGAUCAGCUACCGGAGGAGGCACGCCAGGUCAAGGGCUACCAUCCGUACUGGUUGUGCAAGCCCGGCGGAUAUGCCGGAGUGGCCAUCUAUUCGAAGAAAAUGCCGAUUAACGUUACUUACGGAUUAGGGGACGAAGAGCAGGAUGCGGAUGGGCGUCUGCUGACAGCGGAGUACGAAAAGUUCUACCUGGUUUGUGUGUACGUUCCGAAUGCUGGACGAGGGCUGGUAACCUUGCCGAAAAGAAUGCGGUGGGAUGAAAAGUUCCACAAGUAUCUGAAGGAUUUGGAUUCCAAGAAGCCCGUGGUCCUGUGUGGAGACAUGAACGUGGCUCACGAGGAGAUCGAUUUGGCCAAUCCGAAGUCGAACAAGAAGAACGCAGGUUUCACACCGGAGGAACGAGCUGGGAUGACCAAAUUGCUUUCGUUGGGCUUCGUUGAUACAUUCCGACAACUGUAUCCGGACCAGACCGGGGCGUAUACCUUCUGGACGUACAUGGGAAAUGCACGGUCGAAGAACGUGGGCUGGCGGCUGGAUUACUUCAUCACAUCCGAACGUUUCACCGGAAAAGUUGUGGACCAUGUCAUCCGAUCGGGAGUUUAUGGCAGUGACCAUUGCCCGCUGACGUUGUUCCUUAAUGUUUAAUGUUUUUGUUUGAUCUGAAUACCGAUUGUGUAGUUAAGUGGCACCCGACAUCAAAUGUAAGGUAUUAUUACGUGUUCGACUAAUCGGAGUGUUUUAGGUUUUAAGUUUAGCUUACUCUGUCUGCGGACAUAUUUAACCGUUAACAUAUGGAUCAAUAAAGAAAUACGGACUAUCUC